UUCAUGGUGUGUGUUGCCCAAACUCCCUGGGAUCCUGACCUUGUCUCUGGAUCACAUUUUGGACCUAGCCUGUUGGCUUGGCAGGACUGUAUUUUACCUGCAACCCUACCUGUGUUGUCUGCACUGACAGGGACUGACCGGGAUUGAGACCGUGGGCCAUAGCUGAUAGCUCGAUGCGGAUGUUGACCAAGUAUUCUGCAGCUGUACAAGAAUGGGUAUUAUGUGGACCCUGUAACCAUGCCAGUUCUGCAGAUCGACGACCUCGAUGGAACGAUCUCCCUGUGUCAGGCACACAUGGGAAGGUGACGGUGACAACCUGGUGAGCCCCAUUGGGUUUUGCCCAACAAGAAGCAGCAAUGAUGACAAGCAACGUUGUGGAGGAUGAGCUGGGAUUCUACUCCAAGGCUGAGAAAUAUUGGAAGGAGAUCCCCGCCACGGUGGACGGGAUGUUGGGCGGCUACGGGCACAUCUCCAGCAUCGACAUCAGCAGCUCCAAAAAGUUUUUGCUCCGUUUUUUGCGGGACGGACCCAACCGGACAGGGACCUCCCGCGCUUUGGACUGCGGGGCGGGCAUUGGCCGGAUCACCAAGAGGCUUCUGUUGCCCCUCUUCAAAGCCGUGGACAUGGUAGACGUGACAGAGGAUUUCUUGAAUAAGGCCAGGAGCUACCUUGGAGAGGAGGGCAGGCGCGUCAGGAACUACUUCUGCUGCGGCUUGCAAGACUUCAGUCCCGAGCCCAGCGCUUACGACGUCAUCUGGAUCCAGUGGGUAAUAGGACACCUGACGGACGACCACCUCUCCAACUUCCUCAAGAGAUGCCAGCUCGGCUUGCAGCCCAACGGGAUCAUCGUCAUUAAGGACAACAUGGCCCAAGAAGGUGUCAUUAUGGAUGACGUCGACAGCAGCGUCUGCCGGGACCUUGACGUUGUCUGCAAGAUCAUCCGCCGUGCUGGGCUCAGCCUGUUGGCCCAGGAAAAGCAAGAGAACUUCCCCGAUGAAAUCUACCACGUCUAUACUUUAGCCAUGAGAUGAAUCCGUCCCCCUCUUCCAAGUCGCGGUGGGGGUGGCCUCCCCAGAGGUCUGAGCGAGGAGCCCUGACUCUUUGACGGAGUGCUGGAGACAAACCACCCUGGGAGACGGUCCAAAAAUCGGGUGUGUGUGGUGGGGAGGGUGGGCAGGGAUGUGACUGUUGUUGCCGGUACUAACUUCGAAUGGAGGAAAAAGUAAAUUCUCUUGUCUUCCGAGCAUCAUCUGGUUCUUUGUCUGAAGAGAAAACCCCACCCCCCACCAAAUAGAACUUUGUACGGUUGCAGUUUUUUGUUUGAAUUGUUUUAUAGAGUGGAGGGGGAGGUAGGAGAUUUUUUGAGGGGGGGGGAGUGCAAACCCCUUUCCCUGUGCUUUGCUUGCAAGGGGGUAUUGCUAGGUACUUGAAAGAUUCUCUGGGCAUGAGCCAGGAUGCAGAUUUGCAUGGAGGGUGCAUAUGUGCUCAUACAUGCCAAUUUGUUUGCCAGCAGCCCUGUAAGCAAAGUUUCUAUUAUUAUUAUUAUUAAAAGCUUAAAAAGAUGGAGGAAGGGUUGAGGAUUCAAGACCCAGCACAAAAGAUGGGUGGAAGAUAUAGGGCAGAUCCCUGAACCUGAACUAACAUUUGCAGGAAGGGAUUCUGAGGAACUGAGACAAAUAGUGGUAACGAGAGAGGAAGUUCUAAGCUUAAUGGACAAUAUAAAAACUGACAAAUCACCGGGCCUGGAUGGCAUCCACCCGAGAGUUCUCAAAGAACUCAAAUGUGAAAUUGCUGAU
Rhineura floridana is the source of this 1796-nucleotide messenger RNA. It is a transcript of the gene NTMT1, whose product is annotated as N-terminal Xaa-Pro-Lys N-methyltransferase 1. Lineage: Eukaryota; Metazoa; Chordata; Lepidosauria; Squamata; Rhineuridae. Gene Ontology annotation, molecular function: N-terminal protein N-methyltransferase activity. Bases 357 to 1031 code for a protein of 224 amino acids. The record is from RefSeq and is a predicted model, not a curated record. Gene Ontology annotation, cellular component: cytoplasm. The transcript has 6 exons.